Cucurbita maxima (winter squash) is the source of this 3454-nucleotide messenger RNA. RefSeq names its product UBP1-associated protein 2C-like. The record is from RefSeq and is a predicted model, not a curated record. Bases 105 to 1412 code for a protein of 435 amino acids. The transcript is spliced from 2 exons. NCBI's taxonomy places the organism in Eukaryota, Viridiplantae, Streptophyta, Magnoliopsida, Cucurbitales, Cucurbitaceae. Gene Ontology annotation, molecular function: RNA binding.
GCUCCAACACUCGGAUUAGGGCUUUUAGCUUCACCCUCUUCUUCUUCCUCCUUAACUUUUACUCUACACCUCCGGGGACCUCCCUUCUCCGUCUCAUUUACGCCAUGGACGUCACCAAGAAACGGAGGAUGGACGAAAAUGGCGUCGACUCCUCCGACCAUUCUUUUUCUAGAAUUACUCCUGAAGACGCUCGCAAGAUCAUUGAUCGUUUCACUCCGGACCAGCUUAUCGAUAUUUUACAAGAUGCAGUUUCGCGUCACGUGGAUGUUCUUGAUGCAGUACGGUGUAUUGCAGACCGAGAUGUUUCCCAGCGGAAGCUGUUUAUUCGGGGUCUUAGUUGCGAUACUAGUACAGAAGGUUUGCGUUCUCUCUUUUCCGCUUAUGGCGAGCUUGAAGAAGCUGUUGUUAUUAUUGACAAGGUGACUGGGAAAUCGAAAGGUUAUGGCUUUGUGACUUUUAAGCAUGUUGAUGGUUCUAUACUGGCCUUGAAGGAACCGAGCAAGACAAUUGAUGGCCGCGUUACGGUGACGCAAUUGGCUGCAGUGGGAGUUUCUGGGCAGAGUUCGAACGCUGCAGACUUGUCGUUGAGGAAAAUUUAUGUGGCGAAUGUUCCAAUGGAUAUGCCAGCCGAUAAGCUGUUGGCACACUUUUCGCUGUAUGGAGAAAUUGAGGAGGGACCGCUAGGCUUCGAUAAGCAGACGGGUAAGUGUAGAGGCUAUGCUUUGUUCGUGUACAAAAAGGCAGAGGGUGCUCAAGCAGCUCUGGUUGAUCCAAUCAAGGCGAUUGAUGGAAGGCAGUUGAGUUGUAAAUACGCUAACGAUGGGAAGAAAGGGAAACCUGGCGGUGGGACGGAUGGAAUUCAAACGACGGGAGCGGGUCAAGGAAACUUGCAUGGAGAUGGUAUGCCUAUGGCUCCUCCAUCAGCAAUCCCCGGUUCGGGCGGACAGUAUGGUGGUCCGGGUGGCAUGGGAUCGUAUGGAGGCUUUUCUGGUGGCCCUCAAGGGGCGCAGCCACUUGGUCACCAUCCGCUCAACUCUUCAAUGGGGCCAGGAAUAUCCUCUGUCGGUAGUCAGGCUCUAUCUUCGCAGGGCAGCUCCGGCGGAUAUGGUGGCGGUCCAUAUGGUGGUGGGUACGGCGGGCCCGGUUCCUCAAUAUAUGGUGGUAUGGGAAGUGUAGGUGGGGGCUUGGGUAGUUCUGGAGGUGGAUUGGGCGGAGCUGGGGAUGUUUCAUCACUGUAUAGGUUAUCACAGAGUUCGGUUGGAAUACCUUCUGGUGGUUAUCCGGAUAGUGGGCAUUAUAGCAUGUCAUCAGCAUCCGGGCACCCAAAUCACCACCAUCAACAGGCAGGAGCAUCACCAGCACCACGUGUUCCACCUGGAGGAUUGUAUCCCAAUAUACCACCAUAUUACUGAGGUUAUGAUGCUUGUUGUGCGCAGAUGCUUUAUGUGCUCUGGUGAUUGCGUUGAUUGCAGACUGUUACUCUGGUUUGAUGAAUGCAUUACCUUUGCUUGUGGCCUCUGCUGUUUAACUGCACCUUUGAGUUGUUCAUUUAUAGUUACUGUUAGUCAAAGAGAGAGUUAGAAAGUUAGAUAAUUUGUGUACUCUACCCAAUGACUUACUUGUGCUAUUUGACUUAUCUACUAGUAGUAAAUUUAGUAUUUUCUGAGUACUACUAUUUGCUCUUGUUGUUGUAGUUGUCUGCUUUCUGUUGCUUUCAUUAUACGUGGACAAUGUGUUCUUCCGUCUGUCAUUUACUGAGCUUUUACUUUUUUCACCCUAAGCACUUAUUGCUUAAAAUAUGAUGUUUUAAUAUUUUCAAUUUGGGCAUUACUUGAUCUGGCAUCUUGAUUGAGCAUUUCAACGUGCUAGAAAAACGUUGUGUUGUCUUGGUUGCUACUUGUUUGCUGGGAACUUUGAAUCCUUUGCAGUUCCUGUUGUCCAAGUGGUUUCUACUUCUUCUCUUCCAUUAUUAUUGUCAUACUUUUGGAAUGGUUUCCUUCUAUUGCUACUCUUCAUUCUUUGUGAAUGGUGGAUGAAAGAAGUAGAUAAACAUCCAUGGUGGUUCUAUUGGCUGAACAUGUUUUGUGUGCCCAUGCUUUGUGGAUUCACUUCUAUUGCUGCUCUGCUAUGUUGUAUCUCUGUAUUGAAAAAGUUGAUGGAGCCACAAACUUUGUCAGACUUGGAUUUGAAUGUUACUUGAAGACCUUUGUAUAUCUUAUCUUUGGAUCGUAGAGAUGAUAUUUUCACUGCUGAACUGUGACUCUUAGUUGCAUUCAUUGAUGAUUAAGUGCAUAUUGAGCUGGAUUCUUGGACCAAAUACCUGUGUGCAUAGUAAUAGACUGAGUUCGUUUUUGUUUCAGUCAAUUGCUUGUUUAAUUUUCUGUCCUGUAGUGAUUAGACCGAAGUAGGCUUGGUUAACAGUGGGUGGUGUAUUUUGUGUUUUAUGGAUAUUGACAAGAUUUGUUUUCUCAUUGUCCUUUUUAAUCUCUAUUAUGUUCAUGUGUUGAAAGAAAAUUAAUCCAGGCAACAUGCAUAAAUAAAUAUGAAUGCAAGCUUAUUUGGAGCUGGCUUUCUUCCUUCUUGAUCCUAUGAUAUUAUCAGUAGCUUUUGGGGGUUGAAGUUGAAUUUUGACUUGUUUCCCUACUUUUUGUGGCGUGUGUUUUGUGGAGAGAUGAUGAGCAUUUGGUAAUUAUAUUUUGCUGGAGUUUUAGGUGUUAAGACGUGUUUGGUUGAUAAGUUUGGGAGGGCCAACUAUGUAAUUUGUUAUUUUGGCUAUGUCAGUGGGGUUUUCAGAGGGCAUGUUUAUGGCCAUUUGUCUUGUUUGGAGAUUUAGAAUUUUGUAUAAGUUUGGAAUUUGUAAGAUGGAUUUUAGAAAUGGGUGCUAUUCUAAUGUUUCAACUUACAAGAUUAGCAAAUUUGUUGUCCUAGAUUUAGUCAGUUGCAAGAUUCAGGACCGGUUUGGAAUGCAUUUUGAAGUGCUUAAAAAUCCAUUCCAUAUCGGCCCUAAAUUUAAGCUACAAAAUCUUUAGCCCAAAUGGCUCUUGAUUGUUUCCCCUGUUGCCUUUCUGAUUGGUGGAAUAUGAAAUGAGGUGACAAAUGGACACUCUCCCACUGGGGCACCUGUUUGGAAGACUCAAAAUCAGUCAAGAAGAGUAUUGUUCACAUAAAUUUGUAGGGGAAAUUUGAUACAUCCUUUCUAAGGCAACCAAUUGAACCAUUGAAGCUCACUCAGUUGACCCAUAGCAUCUCUCUAUACUCUAGUUUCGACUCUGUUCUAUAGAUGGACGGUUGUGUCCUUGAGUUCUAUGGAGGACAUAUUUAUUCGUUUUGGUUAUUGAUAAAGUAUGUGUUGUACUUAAACAAGAUUUGAUACACAAUAAGGCUAGAUUCUGUGUAUUGAAGAUGCUGCAAUUUCCUAAUUAAUAGGAAAAACCUUCUUCUACCAUUUAAAAUA